AUGGUCACGGGACGUGGAGCCCAAGACUUCAUCGCACAAUCAGGCAGUCUUGAUCCCGCGGCAAUCUUCCUUCCGUUUGCGUGGUCGGCCGUGAAGACGUCAGAUUUCGGCCCACACAAAACGAAGAAGCAAACGCCUCAUCCGACCAGUCUCUAUUCGGUGGCCGCGCUGACCGCCCUACACAUGGGCGUGCCUUGCAGUCGAAUCAAAAAGUUGACUGGACUAAGCGACACGCCCACAUCUUCCGCAGCAACAUUGCUGGGACUCGGCUCCGGGUUCGGAGUAACCGGGGCUCUGGGCGCGGCUGUCGCUGUGGCCAGUGGGUUUGGCGGUGUGAUUUCGAGCCGAGAAGUGGAGGCUGCUGCCGGUGCAGGAGGUGCAACUUGCCCUUCUGGCAUUUCGGGCUCCAGUUCCACGAUAGCCGUGAGGGGUGGCGGCGUUCCAACUCCAAGCAUGACAGCCAAAAGCAGAGUCAGUUCUCGUCGCUUUUCGUUGCCGGAACCAGGCGCCGCGUACGACGACGCCGAUUUCCUCGUGACUCAUCCGGCUGUCACCUUCAGAUCCGGUCGUCUUACUACGGCCAUGGGCUCGAGUCCGGGUCGCGAGGCAAGUUGUAGCCCUUCUCCCGGUUCCGGGACAACCACCGCUUGGCUGCGGUAUUCGCAGCGCUUGACUGGCAGACAGUCCGGUAUCUAUGGCUUGCAGCCUUUAGCGGGACACCAUAUCAGGCAUCAGCAGGCUCAUGCUAGACAACACCAGCUGUACUAUCAAUAUCUGGACCAGCUCUCGAGGCGCAAAGGGCUAAACAAUUGCCAACAGGGCGGGCAUGGAAGCGAGACUAAAAAGGACCGACGAUCACCUCUUAUCAAACAAGCCUCAUUGACAGAUCAAACUUUUGUGAUGGCAUCAACAUUUGGGCAAACUAGA
This is a messenger RNA of Protopolystoma xenopodis, 927 nucleotides long. Lineage: Eukaryota; Metazoa; Platyhelminthes; Monogenea; Polystomatidea; Polystomatidae. The record is from the annotation of a GenBank genome assembly.